Molecule: messenger RNA, 1344 nt
Organism: Grus americana (Whooping crane)
Lineage: Eukaryota; Metazoa; Chordata; Aves; Gruiformes; Gruidae
Product: syntaxin-1B
Exons: 10
Coding region: 27-893 (288 amino acids)
Biological process (GO): vesicle fusion; intracellular protein transport; exocytic insertion of neurotransmitter receptor to postsynaptic membrane
Cellular component (GO): plasma membrane; SNARE complex; endomembrane system
Molecular function (GO): SNARE binding; SNAP receptor activity
Source: RefSeq, a predicted model, not a curated record
CCCCCUCUCGCUCCCCUCCCCCCGCCAUGAAGGACCGGACCCAGGAGCUCCGCAGCGCGAAGGACAGUGACGAUGAGGAGGAGGUCGUCCACGUCGACCGCGAUCACUUCAUGGACGAGUUCUUCGAGCAGGUGGAGGAGAUCCGGGGCUGCAUCGAGAAGCUGUCGGAGGACGUGGAGCAGGUGAAGAAGCAGCACAGCGCCAUCCUGGCCGCCCCCAACCCCGACGAGAAGACGAAGCAGGAGCUGGAGGACCUCACGGCCGACAUCAAGAAGACGGCGAACAAAGUGCGCUCCAAGUUGAAAGCCAUCGAGCAGAGCAUCGAGCAGGAGGAAGGUCUGAACCGCUCCUCGGCCGACCUACGCAUCCGGAAAACGCAGCACUCGACGCUGUCCCGCAAGUUCGUGGAGGUGAUGACAGAGUACAACGCCACCCAGUCCAAGUACCGCGACCGGUGCAAGGACAGGAUCCAGAGGCAGCUGGAGAUCACUGGCCGGACCACCACCAACGAAGAGCUGGAGGACAUGCUGGAGAGCGGGAAGUUGGCCAUCUUCACGGAUGACAUCAAAAUGGACUCGCAGAUGACCAAACAGGCCCUGAACGAGAUCGAGACGCGACACAACGAGAUCAUCAAGCUGGAAACGAGCAUCCGGGAGCUGCACGACAUGUUCGUGGACAUGGCGAUGCUGGUGGAGAGCCAGGGCGAGAUGAUCGACCGCAUCGAGUACAACGUGGAGCACUCGGUUGACUACGUGGAACGAGCCGUGUCAGACACCAAAAAAGCCGUAAAGUACCAGAGCAAAGCCCGGAGGAAGAAAAUUAUGAUCAUAAUUUGUUGCGUGGUGCUGGGGGUGGUCUUGGCCUCCUCCAUCGGGGGCACGUUGGGCUUGUAGGGCUCCCGGUGUGCCCCCGCGGCAGCAAUUAACGCCCCCCCCCCCCUUCCUCUUCCUCUUCCUCCCCACCCUUCCCACCCCGGUAACGAGAAUAACCACAUAAGCGAGAAUAAGAAUAAAUUAAGAGACAAUUGUUCAUGCGAACGGACAUAACAGCACGUGGUCCAAUCACCCACCGCCCCCCGCGGACCAGAGCGGUCCGGCCCGGCCCGGGGCUGGCAAAUCUAAGCGGUUCGUCGGCCUCCAUCCAUCCAUCCAUCCAUCCAUCCAUCCAUCCAUCCAUCCAUCGUCCCGUUCCCCGGACGCCUGGGUCCUCCUCACUUCUCCUCGUUCCUCGACCUCCCCGUCCCUCCCAAAACCUUCUUGCCACCACCAUCUCCCAUCCAUGCGCUGCGCUUGGGGGGGGUGGGGUGGGGAGGGGGAACACCUUGGGGGGGCAGGAGGUGGCCCG